AUGGUCAUCCUCCCUUCUAUUCUCGGCCUCGUGGCUCUACCUCUAUCGGCUUUAGCAACACCUACCCUCAACUUCCCUCUUAAUCGACAACAACCAUCGGUAGCCAGAGUGGACCAAGAAUUUGUCUUUGAGAUACUCCCUUCGACGUUCAACUCCACUUCUUCAUCGAAUCUCACGUAUACGACUUCAACACUACCAUCAUGGCUAUCAUGGGAUUCUCCAAGUCUUGCCUUUCACGGCACACCUGCUGAGGCUGAUGAAGGAGAAGAAGAUGUCACGUUGACUGCUUCGGAUGGAAGUGGUACAAUAGCCUCAGCUUUCAGACUUAUCGUAUCGAAUUAUUCUGUCCCAGCAGUACAUCAAUCGUUUUAUACCCAAAUCAGUCGACCCAAUCUUCACGCCAUAUCAUCAGCGACUAUAAUGCCUGGCGGUACAGGUGUUACCAUUCCCCCUUACUGGUCAUUCUCACUCGGUUUCCAAUACGACACCUUCCGAAUUUCUAGAACGAGCCCUAAUAAUGGUCAGCUAUAUUAUGCUGCCCAUACUCGAGGUAGUAUCGGUUUGCCAUCAUGGUUGACAUUCAACAAUGAGUCAUUCACUUUUACCGGUGUAGCACCAGCAGAAGGCAGUUUCACUGUCGUAGCUACCGGAACGGAUUAUUGGGGAUAUACAGGUGCUCAAACUAGUUUCACCAUCGAAGUUGGACAAGGAGAAGCUAUCGAAAUGGUCAAGGGACAGAAUCUGACAAAUGCCCAGACAAUGGCAAAGAGUCAUUUGAACGACAAAAUCGAUUUGAGCAAGGUUACAUUAGGUGGAACAGAAGUAGAUGCCUCAGACGUGCAACUUACCCUUGCUAGCAAUGAUUACCCUUGGUUAUCAAUUGAUAGUUCCAAUGGUAGCCUUGUUGGCACUGUUCCCGAUCAGUACCAGAAUGGAACAUUCUCCUCCCUUUCUGUACCGGUCAAUAUCAAAUCUACCAAUGCGUCCAAUACAUUCUAUUUGACGACUUGGUUGGGCAUUGAUGUGCUUCCAUACUUCUUCUCCGCUUACGCUCUUCCCAAUGCAACGGCCACCCUUGGAGAAACUUUCAGCUUCGACCUUUCAUCAUACGUUCUCGACAAGUCAGCCACAGUCAAUGCUUCUGUCAACCCUUCGGACGCUGCUAGCUGGUUGACUUUCAACCCGAAGAACAUGUCAUUGUACGGAACAGCACCUACUACAAUGGAUUACAACAAGGUCGACGUCGUAUUCCAAGCUGCUCUCAAUUCGUUAGUAGCGACUUCCACACUAAACGUAAAUAUACCUCAGGUAUCUCAAACAACAAGUCAUACCGGAACUGCUGCUGUACCCACUUCGACAUCAGGUGGUUCCAGCGGCAAUGGUGGAAUCUCUAAAGGUGCCAAGAUCGCUAUGGGAGUAUGUCUUGGUCUCCUGUUAUUAGUGACACUUCUCUUGAUCCUGUUUUUCUGCUGUUGUCGAAGGAGAAAGAACAAGACAGGUCAAGAAAACAAGAGGGAUGAUGAUAACGAUUCUUUUGUGGCGACUUCCCCGGUAAACGUACAAGACCCAUUUAGAAGAUCAGGAAGUCUUGAUCCACCUAGAAACUUACUCGGAGAAAUUGCUAGAUUCUCGGGUCUCAACUUACGAUCAGGUAGUGAAUCCGUACCUCACGAGAAAAAUAUGCCACUCAGUCCUGCCUCUUUGAGUACCGAUGCCACUAUGGUUCAAGAUAGACCUACCCGUAUGGAUGGUUUGAAAGGGAUAUUUGGAUGGGGUGCUAAAGAACACCUCGAGAACGAAAAACCAGCUAUUCUUUCGCCUCAAAUUCAAAGUGAUUCAAGAAGUUUCAUUGGUUAUCCCGAUGUUAUUGGAGUCCACGAACCUGUAAAUCGACCUUCACAAGAUGCAAGUUCAUUCACUCAAUCAUUCAUUUCAGAAUCGUCAAGAGCAAGCUGGCAAUCACAAGAAUCUUUCCAUUGGUCUUCAGGUGAAGGUGAUGAUGAAGUCGCUUCUCUAGGUGCAGUAGGUGGUAAUAGAAUUUCAACAGCUUCUUCCAUACCGAGACCAAGACCAAAUUUCACACCUCGUUACCCUCGACAUCAAAAUCCAAGUGUUUUAGCUAGAAUGGUAGAUUUGGAUGAUGUAGGUUCGCAAGCCAGUUUCAGUGAAUUCCACUCUUCUCAAGAAGGACAUCAAAGGGACAGCCUGCAAAGUGGAUCGAACUUUGAUUCAUCAGGAUCCGGUUCUGGAUCAGGCUUCGGUACGUCAAACUCAAUGAUGGCAUCCGGAUCGAUGUUCAAUUCUGGAUCAUCUCUACCGGCUGGACCAAGUGGACUGAACAGAUUUGGUGAAUCAGGUCAAUUCAAAGCAAAUGAUACAGAUGACGAGGACGGGUUUUCAGUGGAAGGGCCUGCAGUUGUAGCAAUGGCCGAAAGACAAUCAUUCGAGACUCGACGGCCACAAAGGCAAGAUUCAAGGAGUCAUCCUAGAUUGAAAGAAAGCAGAUCAAGACAUGGUACGGGUGAAUUAGGUAUGCCACCCUCAGAACAAUCAAGAGAAGCUAUUCCCGAAGACCAAAGGAUAAGUGGUAUGUUCGAUGAUGCAGAUGAUGCAGCAAGGAGAUCAACAAUUUACGCUCCUAGUAUAAGUGAAACAGAAAGAAACAACCCUGGAUUAGGUUAUCCUGCUGCAGCAAUCUACUUCGGAUCGCAAAAUGGUGAAGCGGAAAGUGAAGGUUAUACAAGUCAACGUACUUCCGCUGUACCAUCCGAAGCCACUGCUAGAGCGUCAACAAUAAAGGUGAUACCCACUAGACAGGGUCCUACGCCUCUAUCACCUGCGUUACCUCAAGUAGGAAGUUUCAUGAGGCAUCGAAGAACGAACACAGGUUCAGCAGGUGCAACUACAGCUAUGAUGAGACCUCAAUCGGGUCAUGCAAGCGGAGCAAACGAUGGAAGAGUUGCUGCCAUCGCCAAUGAAACUUUCUCAAUACAUCCUCAAAUUAACCCACCACCAACAGUAUCGCUGUCAGCAGCCACUUGGUCUUCUGGCCCACCUUCGACGUACAGAGCGGAAGUGGAAGGUGGAGGUGCUCUUCCAACUUGGUUACAUUUUGAUGCUAGAGAAUUGGAACUUUGGGGUGUACCACCAUUGAGAGUUUCAGGAGACGUAACGGUGAUCAGAAUUAUCGAGAGAUUACCUAGAGAUAACAGAAGGAGCGACCCAAUGAGUUUCGGUUAUGAACCACCCCAAGAACGAGAAGUUGGAAGAAUCACCAUCGAGGUAUCAGAUCGGAUGAGAUCACCUCAAUUCGCUCUUGAAGGCUCACCUCAUGCCUUGUAA
This is a messenger RNA of Kwoniella shivajii, 3342 nucleotides long. RefSeq lists its product as uncharacterized. The record is from RefSeq and is a predicted model, not a curated record. NCBI's taxonomy places the organism in Eukaryota, Fungi, Basidiomycota, Tremellomycetes, Tremellales, Cryptococcaceae. The coding region runs from base 1 to 3342 and encodes 1113 amino acids. Gene Ontology annotation, cellular component: membrane. The transcript has 3 exons. Gene Ontology annotation, molecular function: calcium ion binding.